AAUUGGUCUAUUGAACGUGGCUCGCCAUAGCUAAGGUUCGCAGCAUGCAUGGCGGGAGCCAGGGCUCCAGAUCACAGAUCACAGCUUAUCCGCGUUAUCAUCAAGUCGUGCCUUCCAUUCCAUCUGUCACCGCGUCCGAAAUAAAACGCGACAUCAGCCUACAAUCGACAGCGAUUUUAGGCUUUGAUUUGUUGCCCUUAAACACAGAACAAUGUGACUCAGCUGCUGCUUGUUGCAGACGGUGGAUUCAAUUAAAAAUGAAAGUGGUACAUUCGUGUAAAUAUCAAUUCGGAGUUCAAAAGUGACUCAGAAAUACCGAAUCUCAUAAAUGGAUUUCAAAUCAGAUAAAAUGGUAAUCAAUCAAUCAAUGUGAUAAUCAACGCAUAAAUAAUCAAUUUCCUCAACUGUUCAACAUAAACAUCGAAAAUGGACUAUGAUCUGAUUGCAAACUUAAGUUGGAAUGUGACAUUCAACACUGACAUCGCCCCGGAUGAAUCAAUGUCUAUGAUCUUCCAUGAAAUCGUCUUUUCCGUUAUAUGCCUAGUGGGCAUCAUCGCCGACGGAUUAAUAAUAUACAUCUUACAGCGUUUUAAAAACAUGCAGAGCUCCACGAACGUUUAUAUUGUCAACUGGUUGAUUAGUGAUGCGGUCUACUUACUGUUGACGCCAUGUUUUUAUCGCAUAUUCUCUGCGUUGGAGGACCUCUUCAUCGGUGAAGAAAUCGUCUGUAUUUCGUUUGAGUUCGCGUCGGUAUUGCAAAUAACAAGUAUUGUUUUCAUCGGCGUGCUGUGCAUAAACUGGUUCCUCACCGUGUACACAGUGCGUUUCGGACGUUUUUCGCGUAUUGUCGUCGUCGGAGUAUGGCUAGCGGCGGCUGCAAGCAUCGUUACCUUCUCCAGUUUUUGCGUGCAGCAAUUAUAUUCACUAUACUCGCAUUACAUUCUGUUUUUCGGUUACGCUGCGCUCAUGUGCACGGUGGCGGCGAUGCACGUGGCGCGGUACACGACGCGGUGGUGCGACGCCCACGACAAACUGAGACUUAAUCUGACACUCGUCACCGUCUACGUGAUUUGCUGGUUUCCAAGCUGGUUGUGUCUGCUCAUCGCCAGCGUCAUCGAGAGUUACCUUUUACUUUAUUAUCUCUCUAUAAUUGCCGCAUGUUUGGGGUAUUUAAAUCCACUUGUUAAUGUGUAUGUCUUCGCAAAAGUGAACAAAAACUUCCGAAUGUGUUUAUUGCAAGUUUUUCGAUUUGUUCAUCGAGACUAUGAUGACGCCGCCCAGAGUUUUGAAGAUUCAGAUGAUAAUUUUAAUAAUAUACAUGUCGAUAUGCAUAAUGUACAUCAUAUUUAAAUAUUUUUUUAAAAUAAAAAUUUAAUUAUUUA
This is a messenger RNA of Dalotia coriaria, 1382 nucleotides long. RefSeq names its product somatostatin receptor type 4-like. Gene Ontology annotation, cellular component: neuron projection; plasma membrane. The coding region runs from base 427 to 1350 and encodes 307 amino acids. The transcript has 2 exons. Lineage: Eukaryota; Metazoa; Arthropoda; Insecta; Coleoptera; Staphylinidae. The record is from RefSeq and is a predicted model, not a curated record. Gene Ontology annotation, molecular function: peptide binding; G protein-coupled receptor activity. Gene Ontology annotation, biological process: G protein-coupled receptor signaling pathway.